This is a messenger RNA of Anopheles aquasalis, 976 nucleotides long. RefSeq names its product diuretic hormone class 2 (gene Dh31). Lineage: Eukaryota; Metazoa; Arthropoda; Insecta; Diptera; Culicidae. The record is from RefSeq and is a predicted model, not a curated record. Gene Ontology annotation, molecular function: G protein-coupled receptor binding; diuretic hormone activity. Gene Ontology annotation, biological process: body fluid secretion.
ACCUACCAUGACUCGCUGUUGUAUGAAGUGCGCCACAAGCACGUGCUAGAGCCAGAACAACAGACUCGGACACGCCAGACCUCGCAGGGAAGCCCGUGUGAAGCUGGGAGCCACGGAAUCCCACGGAAGUGCCAAGAAGACGGAAUCAGUUCUUACAGUUUAAAAAACGAAAGUAAAAUACGCCCGAACCACAAACGCAAGUGAAGGGCAACCCCCCCGUUGUGCGAGGAUUACGGAGGAGUGCAGGAACAAUCCGUGGAGCGGAUUGGGACACGGUGUAAACCAAGAGAACCAUCUCGGAUGCUGUGUGUUAGUGUGUGCAACAGUUGUUAAAUUAGUGAUUUCAACGCUGCUGCCGUCGCUGCUUCGGCCACAGAACCUGCUAAUCAGCCGUUCCGGAAAACCGUUCUGCCAGUGGAUGUCAGGAAACAGCAGGAUGCUAUAUCGCAGGGUUACCGAAAAGUGGGUCGCUGCAUUCGCAGUGACUGUCCUCGUGAUAGUUUUUACGGCUUCCAUCGAAUCGACGUCCGCUCUAAGCUACCGAGGCUACAAACAGGAGAUGAAGGAGCAGCCGGACGAUGUGCUGAUAGAUCUGAUUGCACGAUAUGGCCACACGAUGCUGAGGGCAAAGGACGAGCUAGAAAACUCCAAACGGACAGUUGAUUUUGGACUUUCUCGGGGCUACUCUGGUGCGCAAGAGGCCAAGCAUCGAAUGGCGAUGGCUGUAGCCAACUUUGCCGGUGGACCAGGGAGGAAAAGAAGAUUCGAGGGAAUCAUGCUGUAAAUUACACAUCUAAGACGAGCCAACCCAUUUUUGUCAUGUUAUCAUGAAUAAGUGCAAUACGAUCGAGUAACGGAAACUGACGAACACGAGCCUCACAACACAAUCAAUUCGAGCAAUACAACCGCUUUUUGUCUUCUGUCUAAUGUCGAACGUAGAGUUUAAAUAAACUAUAUAGUCAGUUUUGAUAAAGUA